Messenger RNA from Perca fluviatilis (European perch), 2369 nucleotides. RefSeq names its product annexin A13 (gene anxa13). Bases 141 to 1091 code for a protein of 316 amino acids. NCBI's taxonomy places the organism in Eukaryota, Metazoa, Chordata, Actinopteri, Perciformes, Percidae. Gene Ontology annotation, molecular function: calcium ion binding; calcium-dependent phospholipid binding. The record is from RefSeq and is a predicted model, not a curated record. The transcript has 11 exons. Gene Ontology annotation, cellular component: cytoplasm.
GGUGACGUCACAUGCUGCCUGCUUUGGGCCCGUAGACUUUUUUUUUUUGGGCCGCAGCUUGUACCAGGAGGACAAGUAUCCCAAACUAGGACUUUUUCUCCAACAGAUCACCAGCCGCAGCCGGAAAACACAUCCUCAAAAUGGGCAACUGUCAACCCACUAUCGUGCACUAUGAGGAUUUUGAUGUCGUGGCUGACAUUAAGGCCAUCCGUAAAGCCUGCAAAGGGUUUGGAACUGAUGAGCAGGCCAUCAUUGACAUCCUGGCAAACCGUAGCGCAGCUCAGCGUCAGGAAAUUAAAUAUGCCUAUUUUGAAAAGUAUGAUGAUGAGUUGGUGGAUGUUUUGAAAAAAGAAUUGUCUGGGAGCUUUGAGAACGCCAUCCUUGCCAUGCUGGACCCGCCCGUCGUCUUCGCUGUGAAGGAGCUGAGGAAGGCCAUGAAGGGAGCAGGCACUGAUGAAGACGUCCUGGUGGAGAUCCUGUGCACCGCCACCAACGCUGACAUUGCCAUGUUCAAGGAAUGCUACUUUCAAGUGCAUGAGCGUGACCUUGAAGCAGAUAUUGAGGGAGACACAAGCGGGGAUGUAAGGAAUCUGCUGACGGCUCUAUUGCAGGGCAACAGAGAUGAGAGUUACGAGGUGGAUGAGGAAUUGGCUGAACAAGAUGCUACCUGCCUGUUUGAGGCUGGAGAGGGUCGUUUUGGGACAGAUGAGUCCACUUUCAGCUACGUCCUGGCCUCCAGAAAUUACCUGCAGCUCCAGGCCACCUUCAAGAUAUAUGAGCAGCUUUCUGGAACUGAAAUUCUGGAUGCCAUUGAGAAUGAGACUUCUGGGACACUGAAGAAAUGCUACAUUGCUCUUGUGAGAGUUGCUAAGAACCCGCAGCUGUACUUUGCCAGACGUUUGCACGACGCAAUGAAAGGAGCGGGCACUGACGAGGACACCCUUAUUCGCAUCAUUGUGUGUCGCUCUGAGUACGAUUUGGAGACCAUCAAAGACAUGUACCUGGAGAAGUACGAUGUGUCUCUGAAGGAAGCCCUGAAGGACGAGUGCAGCGGGGACUUUAAGCGCCUCCUCCUGGCCAUCUGCCACUGAAAGUCUGUUAAGAGCAGGGCGGAUGUGGACGACAGCGGCAGAGACAGCAUGUAUGUUUAUACUGAGGGUGCUGCUGUUUUCUGUCUAAUAAACUAAUACUACACAGUCUCUCUAUGUGACAUUAUGUAGAAAGCAGGAGGGUGGAAGUGAUAGAACAAUUAACCUGGCCCAUGUCAAAAUCUGAGUUACUGUGAAUUCGGGUGGCUCUCUUUUUAAACUUUUUCCACAGGCAUUAAUUACAAAAGUUCCCAACGAACUAGAUUUACUCAUUUUUUCUGUGUCUGUCAAUGACUGCCCAUUUCUUAGUCAAUUUUUAGCUCCAGUCCUUAACACCUUUACCAGCAUUUUUACACAGUGAUAUGUAAGUUUAAGUCACUGUAAACAAGCACCAAAAUGAAUACAUUCCCAGGAGCUGACUGUAGUCACACUGAUGGAAUUACUGUGAGUGUGUAAAUUAAUUCCAGUGGUGUGAGGCUUGAUAGGAUAAUCACAUUGUAAACCUGUUUGUAUACUGGGAAAAAUCAGCCAUGGCCUCAGUAUGUCUCUGCUGCUGAUUAUUACCAUCGUAACCAAGUAUUAAUACUGUUUUAGAUCAAAUAGCUAUGUAUUCAUAUAUGCUUCUUUCUAUAUCUUUCACCCUCCAUGCCCCAAACUCAGUGACUGUUAUACUUCACUGCUGUUAUAACCAAUGCAAUCACUCCAUGUGGCUUGAAACGUGUGCGUUUAAAUGAAGGAAUGUGAAAGUUUAAAUUGAAGGAAUCUUAGCUGGUAUCAUGAAGGAUAUGCAAUGUUAUGUGAAUGGAUUUGUAUGAAACGCAGAAGAGAAUAUAUUUUUCAUCAGUUGCUUAUUGAAAGAUACUUUAUAUUGAUUUACAGUACAUGUUGCAUUUGUAUCUUCUACUACAAUUAGAUAAACUUGACAAAUCCAAAUACACCUCACCUUGUUAUAUAUGUAUUUCUUUUGUAUUUUACAACUAACACAGUAGAGUGUUUAAUAUAUAUAAUUUAGUUUACUGUUCUAGGUAGGCCAGAGGGUAUAUGAGAAGAAACAUUUAACAUCUAGGUAGUCUGAUGUCAUUUGUGUGUCUCUAUAAGGCAGCUGAGAUUUGUUAAAAGUACCACUAUUGUAAACAUUUUUGCAACAAGCUGAACUGCACUACACGAGAUAGUUAGAACAAAUCAACCAAAACAUCAGUUGGAGUUAUCAGUGGGACUAGUAUUUCUCUCUCUAGCCAAAGAAUUUUAUUCUACCUGCAAAUAAAGUUCUCUUUAACCUCA